AGGAAAGAGACUGAACUAGGCUGUUCACUAGAACUAGAGAAUGACAAGUGCCCAACCUCAGCACAGACAAGAAGAGGACAGACAGAGGAGGAAAUAAAAAAAAAAUUAAUGACUCCAGUCGACUAAAAUAAAUAAAUAACAGAGGAGGCACAGUGCAGUAAAUUUGGAUCUUAUUAAAGAAAUUGAUGGUUUUGUCAAAAUGGGCACACACACUGACCUGCUAUGUGCAGGAAUGUGACCCUCUGCAAACAGCUCGCAUCAGGCGCUACUCAGAGGCGAUGACACUGCCGGACUCUUUCAUCCAACGCCAGCAGCUGGAUGCCAGCAUGGCUGACACCUUCCUGGAGCAUCUCUGUCUGCUGGACAUCGACCAGGAGCCAAUCACAGCACGCAACACCAGUAUAAUCUGCACCAUUGGUCCUGCAUCCCGAUCAGUCCCCAAACUUCAAGAGAUGGUCAAGGCAGGAAUGAAUAUUGCUCGUCUAAAUUUCUCACAUGGCUCACAUGAAUACCACGGCGAAACCAUCAAAAACAUCAGAGAGGCAGUGGAGACGGUAACCCCUGACCCCUUGUAUUAUCGUCCGGUUGCCAUCGCCUUGGAUACGAAGGGUCCGGAGAUCCGCACUGGAUUAGUGAAAGGGAAAGUAGAGGAGGAGGUGGAGCUGACAAAGGGCAGUCAUGUCCGUGUGGUGACAGCAGAGAGUGACAAAGACAAGACAGACGGGAAGAUCAUCUGGGUGGACUAUCCUAGUCUGCCCAAAGUCCUCAAGAAGGGAGGCAUUAUCUACAUUGAUGACGGCCUCAUUGGACUCAAAGUGCAAGAAAUAGGCCCUGACUGGGUGGAUACUGUGGUGGAGGCCAGUGGCGUGCUGUGCAGCCGCAAAGGCGUCAACCUCCCUGGCUGCGACCUUAUCGCCCUGCAGGCGGUCAGCGAGCGUGACGAGGCUGAUCUGAGGUUUGGGGUGGCCCAGGGCGUAGACAUGGUGUUCGCCAGCUUCAUCCGCUCCGCUAAGGAUGUCAGAGACGUGCGGCGAGUUCUGGGGCCCCACGGGCGAGAUAUCAAAGUGAUCAGCAAGGUGGAAAGCCGGCAAGGCGUUCAGAAUUUUGAGGAGAUCCUAGCUGAGAGCGAUGGCGUGAUGGUUGCCAGGGGUGACCUGGGGAUCGAGAUCCCGGCGGAGAAAGUCUUCAUCGCCCAGAAGAUGAUGAUUGGACGCUGCAACUCUGCCGGCAAGCCUGUUAUCUGUGCCACACAGAUGCUGGAAAGCAUGGUGGCCCACCCACGACCAACCAGAGCAGAGGGCAGUGACGUCGCCAAUGCCGUACUGGAUGGAGCCGACUGUGUAAUGUUAUCUGGGGAGACCGCCAAGGGACUGUUUCCUGUGGAGGCAGUCGCAAUGAUGCACUCGAUCUGCAGGGAGGCAGAGGCGGCCAUUUUCCACCAGCAGCUGUUUGAGGAGUUGCGUCGCCUCACUCCUCUCUCCUCUGACCCCACAGAGGUCACAGCCAUUGGAGCUGUAGAGUCCUCCUUCAAAUGCUGUGCUGGGGCCAUCAUAGUCCUCACCACCAGUGGCAGGGCUGCACAUCUCCUGUCCAGGUACCGCCCUCGCUGUCCUAUUAUUGCCGUCACCAGAACCCCUCAGGUGGCCCGUCAGUCUCAGCUGUUAAGAGGAGUGUUUCCUGUCCUCUUCUAUCCUCUGCCUGCUCCCGUCUGGGCCGAUGAUGUAGACAACAGGGUCAACUUCGGCAUGGAUAUAGGGAAAGCGAGAGGAUUCUUCAAGUCAGGCGACAUGGUGAUUGUGGUGACAGGCUGGAUCCCAGGGUCCGGUCACACUAACAUUAUGAGGGCAGUCAGUGUCCCCUGACAACCUGACCUUACUCAACUCUAUAUCUGACUGACAUGCAGCCUCUACAACGUAGAAAUGUAAUGGAAAAACCUGGGAACCACCGCUUUAAAUAAAAGAAUAAACACUGUCACUAAUAGAUUUAUUGGCAGUAUCAUCAUUGUUCUAGAAACUCAAGGAAACACCUGCCACCACAACUGCUCUGACGAAUGCUGAAUUUGUGUUUAAUGUGUCUUGAAAGCGAUGACUCCCUCCAAAUAAAACUUGAAUCAUUAACUUUAA
Molecule: messenger RNA, 2123 nt
Organism: Dicentrarchus labrax (European seabass)
Lineage: Eukaryota; Metazoa; Chordata; Actinopteri; Moronidae
Gene: pklr
Product: pyruvate kinase L/R
Exons: 13
Coding region: 186-1862 (558 amino acids)
Biological process (GO): glycolytic process
Cellular component (GO): cytoplasm
Molecular function (GO): potassium ion binding; magnesium ion binding; pyruvate kinase activity
Source: RefSeq, a predicted model, not a curated record